Messenger RNA from Teleopsis dalmanni, 2526 nucleotides. RefSeq names its product putative inorganic phosphate cotransporter. Lineage: Eukaryota; Metazoa; Arthropoda; Insecta; Diptera; Diopsidae. The transcript is spliced from 4 exons. The record is from RefSeq and is a predicted model, not a curated record. Bases 985 to 2406 code for a protein of 473 amino acids. Gene Ontology annotation, cellular component: plasma membrane. Gene Ontology annotation, biological process: monoatomic anion transport; transmembrane transport. Gene Ontology annotation, molecular function: transmembrane transporter activity.
GCCAUUUCUAUCAAUAUUUUGUCCACAGUAAAUAUUUGUUUUAAUGAGAAGCUGUGAAUAAAUCUUUAUAAACGAAUCACUACUAGCAAACCAAUUGAUACCCCGGCCAAAGUAACAUAGAUCACUAAAUUAAAUAGAGAGAGAAAAAUAGAAAUUCAGCUAAAAAGCAAUACAAAUGGGAUACUCCUAUUACAGACAUACAGACCCAAAAAAUAAGCAGUAUUUAUCUAUGAAUUAUAGCUGGAGAAGUAUAUGUGUAACCGUGUCAUUGAUCCAUACUGUGUGUUUUGUCAAGACAAUAGUUUUUCCAAAUAUAUAAUUAGUAACUUAUCGAACUGAGGGACCGUAUACAACAUAAUAACAAGUAUUAUACAACGGCUGCGAGGCAAUGAACAAUCUGAAUCAAUAUGAGAAACACUAGACCAAUAUCAAAUAAGGAACUAUGAGUAGAUCUUAAAGUCUUAUCUGCUUCACAAAGGGAUAUUUAAUUUAAUGGUGGUAGUGAAACAACAGAAUAGUAGUAGUCUCGGGAAUAUUGGUUUAGUCGGUAAACACAUAGCACAUUUGGAAAUAACUGUUUUAAGGAUUUCCUAUGAAAAGUAAAAGACACCUAUUGACAAAUAGGGAUUUCCUAUUGUUUUAAGGAUUUCCUAUGAUAAGUAAAAAACACCUAUUGACAAAUAUAAUCUAAUUGACUCACACCUUUGAGUUGACCGAUAUGAUUCUAUGUUCAAGAAACGCCCAUUCACAACUUUUCAAAUAUAACGGCAAAGUCAAUAGACCGUUUGCAUGCGUUAUGUACAGGGUGUAUUCCGCCUUUCAUUGCGCUGCCCGCAAGUGUGUCUUAUCUAAGUUUAAAUUUCGAAAAGUCUACCCACCAAAAUACUUAAAAUAUUUUACUUUUGAUAAGAGUUUUGUCAGACUAGUUCGAAGACUUCCACUGUGAAGAGGUUAGUGCAUUUGUGUUGAAUAAGUUUUGAGUAAAUGGCAAAAAAUCGCAGAUAUGAGCCCAGCGGCUCCGUUCGGUUAUUGGGAGUGCGACAUCUUCAAUGUUUCUUGCUCUUCCUUGGGACGUCGGUGGCGUUUGCAAUGCGCGUGAAUUUAUCAAUGGCGAUCGUAGCAAUGCUGGAUACAACUUCGACAACUCCUGGUAUACCUGUUUAUAAUUGGUCUGAAAAAACAAAAUCUGUUGUGUUAAGCAGUUUUUUCUGGGGCUACGUUGGCACACAAGUUCCUGGUGGUUACUUAGCUCGUAAAUUUGGAGGAAAAGCGAUGUUACUUUAUGGAGUACUUAUUUCUUCGGUGCUAACAAUAUUAACACCAGUGACAGCAAAAAUUGGCAACUGGCAGUUAUUGUGUGCUUCUAGGUUAUUGCAAGGACUCAGUCAAGGCGUAUUUUUUCCAUCCGUGCACACAAUAUUAUCCCAAUGGGCGCCAUUGGAGGAGCGUGGUUUACUUGGCACCUUCUCGUAUGUUGGUAGUCAAUUCGGUACUGUCGUCAUGUUAGCGACAAGCGGAAUUAUGAUAUCAUCUUCCUAUGGUUGGCCGAGCAUAUUUUAUAUAUCAGGGUUUGUAGGCCUUUUAUGGGUAGUUGUAUGGGUUAAGUGGGGUGCAAGCACACCAAGUGAUUUUAAAACAAUUUCAGCAUCCGAAAAGCAUCUUAUAGAAAGUUCUAUUGGACAUACAAAUGAAGAAUCGGCGCAAAACAUGAAAAUACCUUGGAAACGUAUAUUUACCUCUGUACCAUUUUGGGUGCUCUUCUGUGUACACUGUGCGCAUAAUUGGGGUUUCUGGACGUUAUUAAUCGAAAUUCCUUCAUAUUUAAAACACGUGCUUAACAUGAAUAUCAAAAGCAAUGCUUUACUGUCAGCAUUACCUUAUACAGUAAUGCUGAUAUUAGGUAUUGUAUUUGCUAUCAUUUCGACAGUGCUAAGUAAACGGAAGUGCAUACCUCUCACGCUAAGUCGAAAGAUUUUUAAUACAAUUGGUCAUUGGGUCCCAAUGGUAACGCUCAUUUGCCUUUGUUAUGUUGAACCUGGACAAACAACCUUGGCAAUUUUGCUCCUCACUAUAACGGUAGGCAUUAAUUCAGCUGUAACCUUAGGCUUUCAAAUAAAUCAUAUUGAUUUAUCUCCCAACUUCGCUGGAGUCUUGAUGGGUAUUACCAACUGUGCGGCAAAUAUAACAGGAAUUAUUGCACCUUUAGCAGUGGGCUUCAUUGUAACGGACGUGACAAGUGCGGAGCAGUGGAAUCAAGUAUUUUUCAUAGCAGCUGGCAUCUAUUUCGUUGGUAAUUUACUGUUCAUAUCGUUUGGUACAGCCAACGUACAACCAUGGAAUGAUCCUUUACCAAAGCCACAAGAAUUAAGUCUCAUUGAGCAAAAGCCAAGUAAUAUAAAUGGCUAACUGCUAGUAAACUGUGUAAGUCAAAUCGUCGUGACUAUGGGACUAUGUUGAAGAAAACUGUGAUAAUAUUUUUUUCACGGAGAAGACUGCUUAAGUGAAGUGAAAAAUAUAGAAUUUUUG